GCGCCGAGUUCUUGUACGACGAAGAAGGGAACUAUGCACUGAAGCACACAGGUCAAUGUUAUGUACACAAACAGUGAGAGCUUUUUAUCUAAACGUAUAAAAGCGCUGUCAAACUCUGUACAUAUCACCGUCUAUUGAGUGUCAUUGAAGUUAUGUUGUGAAGUUUCUUCAAGGCUCGUCUUUGUUUUCGCGCAUAUUUAUGCAGAAUAGCUUUUGUAAUCACUGUUCACUGCACAUGAAGUAGGUCAUUGGUGUUAGCAUGUUUCUUGUGGGGCUAACUGGAGGUAUCGCCUCUGGCAAGAGCACAGUGUCGUCUCAGCUGAAAGAACUGGGAUGUCCGGUCAUUGAUGCAGAUGUGGUUGCUCAGAAAGUGGUGGAAUUUCAGAGCCCAGCGUACAAGCUCAUCCUGCAGCAUUUCGGACGGGAGGUUUUGUUAGAGAACGGAGAGAUUGACAGAAAGAAACUGGGCCAGAUAAUCUUCUCCAACCCCGAGAAACGAAGACUUCUCAAUUCAAUUACACAUCCACUAAUACAUAAAGAAAUGUUCAGACAGAUUCUGCUGUACUUCAUUAAAGGCUACAGGUAUGUGAUUUUGGAUGUGCCUCUGCUUUUUGAGACACGACGCCUCACUCGAUUCCUAACCCACACUGUUGUUGUUUACUGUGAUCCAGCCACGCAGCUGUCCAGACUCAUGCAGAGAGACGCUCUGAGCCACGAGGAAGCCCAACAGAGAAUCGCUGCCCAGAUGCCCCUCAAAGAGAAGCGUGGACUGGCCAGCCACGUGAUGGAGAACUCGGGCUCUCGUGAGGACACUCACAGACAAGUUCUCCGCUUGCACACCAAACUGGAGGACUCCAUGGAGUUCUUGGUUGUUAGGGCCGUCGCCGUGGCGGCUGUUGCCGGGCUCUGCGGCCUGUUCCUGUGUACAGUCAAAUUGCUCAUCUCUUAGCACAGCAUGAACAUACAUCUUUCAUUUUAAACAAGGAAGGAUGUUCUUUUAUAUUUUAACAUUUUAAGGUCUCAUUUUGACUUUACUUGAUAACUUUCUACUCUAUCAACAUUUUGUUCUGUGACCUCAACACCAAGUUUAGUCUGAGCCGUGUCUGUUAAACACCAUCUUGAGGGUGACUUGAAGGGUCCAAGUGUGUCAAUAGAUUUUUAGAUUUAGAUUUAGAUUUUUUUUUUUUUUUUUUUUUAGAUUUUUUAGAUUUGUGCAAUAAGCACAGAGACCGCUGUGAAUUGUACCUCUAGAUGAUAUAAGAUGUGAUAACAGAGCACUACAGUACAGCAAACACAUUUAUAUGUAAACAACACAAUAAUUGUGAUGUUAGUCUAAUGUAAAAUAAUGUACAAAAUGAACUGACGCUGCCACAAUAAAGCAUGUUUUCUGACCUCAACACUACAUGUUAGUUAACACACAAAAUGUACUGAAUGUAUUAAUAACAUCAUCUGCUCUUUGUUGAGAUCAGGUGCUAUUUGACUUCAUAAGAAUUAAAGUGUCACAUCAUGACUUGUUUUGUUUUCUUUAGUUUAUGAUAAAUGACUCGUACAGUAUAGCCAGGAGACAUGAGAGACAGCAGUUUUCAAAUCGGUGGAAAAACAUCACGUGUCCAGAGAUGAGAAUAUCAUAGAGACUUAAGAGUGGGCAGAGAGUCUAUUAUUACAGAAGGAGAUGAAAACCUCUUGAAUCAAGUGCUUCUCUGACUUUAUUGACUUGUUCGAUCACAGUCAUCUUUGUUUGCAAUACUUUCUGUCUAUCUUUUUGGGAAUAUUUGUAUUUUGAACAACAAACAGUCUAUGGCUCUGUAAAUAUUAAUAACGGAUCUAUUAUUAUUAUAAAUGUUAAUAUUAUAUGAGACUGUCAUGAAGACGGAUGUGACAGUGAGUUCUUGCCGUGUCUUUCUCACCUACUUCGCACAUCUUCAGGGUUGGCCUGUGGUCAUGUUGUCUGUCUUUAAUAAGCUCUUCUUAUGCUAACACAGAGUGACGCGGGCCAGCGGCUCUGAGGAGGAAGACCUCUGAGUCUCACUGCGGAUGUGUGUGAGAUCAAGGGUUUGAGGUCUUUAGAAAACAGUUGCACAUGAAAAAGCAUUUGAAGGUAGUCCCCAAUAUAUGUUCUGUCAGAGUAUAUGUUAAUCCAUGCUGGUCUAAACAAACAGAAUCAAUUGUUACUGUAAUGCUUCUAGACAUUUCAU
Molecule: messenger RNA, 2195 nt
Organism: Triplophysa rosa
Lineage: Eukaryota; Metazoa; Chordata; Actinopteri; Cypriniformes; Nemacheilidae
Gene: dcakd
Product: dephospho-CoA kinase domain containing
Exons: 5
Coding region: 260-949 (229 amino acids)
Biological process (GO): coenzyme A biosynthetic process
Molecular function (GO): ATP binding; dephospho-CoA kinase activity
Source: RefSeq, a predicted model, not a curated record